UAUAAUCUUAAAUCAAGGAUUUACUUGAUACCCUUCUUGACCUUUACUUCUAAUCAAGUAACAGUUCUAAAAAGGAAUUGGCUCACUUGCUACAAGAGGAAUUAAAAAUAUAAGCCAUUCUUCCCAAUGCCUAAAAAUAGCAAGGUGGUUAAAAGAGAAUUAGAUGAUGAGGUUAUUGAAUCUGUCAAAGAUCUUCUUUCCAAUGAAGACUCAGCAGAUAAUGCUUUUAAGAAGAGUGAACUCAUUGUUGAUGCCCAAGAAGAAAAAGACAUAGAUAUUGAAGAAGGAUCUGAAGUAGAAGAUGAAAGACCAGUUUGGAGCAGUAAGCUACAAUACAUCCUGGCCCAGGUUGGAUUUUCUGUAGGUUUAGGGAAUGUAUGGCGAUUUCCCUACCUCUGUCAGAAGAAUGGGGGUGGUGCAUAUCUUUUGCCAUAUUUAAUACUGCUUCUGGUAAUAGGUAUACCCCUUUUUUUUUUGGAACUUUCUGUUGGUCAAAGAAUUCGGCGGGGAAGCAUUGAUGUAUGGAAUUACAUAAGCCCUAAACUGGGUGGAAUUGGAUUUGCAAGUUGUGUGGUGUGCCUUUUCGUUACUCUCUACUACAAUGUCAUUAUUGGCUGGAGUUUGUUUUAUUUUUCUCAGUCUUUUCAGCAUCCUCUACCUUGGUAUCAGUGUCCUUUGGUGAAAAAUGCUUCAAACGCUUUUGUAGAGCCAGAAUGUGAAAAAAGUUCUGCUACCACAUAUUACUGGUACAGGGAAGCCCUGAAUAUUUCCAGUUCCAUUUCUGAAAGUGGGGGCUUAAACUGGAAGAUGACCAUCUGCUUGCUGGCUGCCUGGUUCAUGGUUUGUUUGGCUAUGAUCAAAGGCAUUCAAUCAUCUGGAAAAGUCAUGUAUUUUAGUUCUGUGUUCCCAUACAUUGUACUUCUGUGCUUCCUAAUCAGAGCAUUACUUUUAAAUGGUUCACUUGAUGGUAUUCGUCAUAUGUUUACCCCUAAGAUUGAAAUAAUGCUGGAACCCAAGGUGUGGAGAGAGGCUGCGACUCAGGUGUUCUAUGCCUUAGGUCUGGGAUUUGGUGGCGUCAUUGCCUUUUCAAGCUACAACAAGAGAGACAACAACUGCCACUUUGAUGCUGUCCUUGUGUCCCUCAUCAAUUUUUUCACUUCUGUUCUGGCAGCGUUGGUGGUAUUUGCAGUUCUGGGCUUCAAAGCAAAUGUCGUAAAUGAGAAAUGCAUUGCAGUAAACUCGGAAAUGAUCAUGGGAUAUUUGAAAAUGGGCAAUAUUAGUCAGGAUAUUAUCCCCCAUCAUAUCAACCUUUCAGCUAUCACUGCAGAAGAUUAUCAUUUAGUUUAUGACAUUAUUCAGAAAGUGAAAGAAGAUGAGUUUCCUGCUCUUCAUCUCAAUUCCUGUCAUAUUGAAGAGGAGCUAAAUAAAGCUGUUCAGGGUACUGGCUUAGCUUUUAUUGCCUUUACAGAAGCUAUGACACAUUUUCCUGGAUCUCCCUUCUGGUCAGUGAUGUUCUUCCUCAUGCUAAUAAAUCUCGGGCUUGGCAGCAUGUUCGGUACAGUUGAAGGCAUCAUUACUCCUUUUGUGGACACCUUCAAAGUGAGGAAGGAAAUUUUUACUGUUGUCUAUUGUCUCCUGGCAUUUUCUAUUGGCCUGAUAUUUGUGCAGCGCUCUGGAAACUACUUUGUUACUAUGUUUGAUGAUUAUUCUGCUACACUGCCUCUGCUCCUUGUUGUUAUUCUGGAGAACAUUACUAUAUCCUUUGUUUAUGGCAUAGAUAAGUUUAUGGAGGACCUAAAAGAUAUGUUGGGCUUUGUACCAAACAAAUAUUACUACUAUAUGUGGAAAUACAUUUCUCCUCUAGUGCUGUUAGCACUGCUAUUAUCUAGUUUUGUGAACAUGGUAUUAAGUCCCCCUGGGUAUAAUGCCUGGAUUGAAGAUAAGGCAGCUGAAGAAUUUCUGAACUAUCCAGUAUGGGGAGUAGCUGUCUGUGUCUCUCUCAUAGUGCUGGCAAUACUCCCUGUCCCAGUAGUCUUCAUCAUUCGUCAUUGCAACUUGUUACAUAGUACUUCUGGUAACUUAUCAUCUGUGACCUAUAAAAGAGGCAGGGUUUUGAAGGAACCUGUCAACUUAGAGGGAGAUGAUGCUAGCCUCAUUCAUGGAAAGAUACGAAGUGAGACGCCAUCUCCAAAUUUUGGUAAAAAUAUUUAUAGGAAACAAAGUGGAUCACCAACCUUGGAUACUGCUCCCAAUGGACGAUAUGGUAUAGGGUACCUGAUGGCAGAUAUGCCAGAUAUGCCCGAGUCGGAUUUGUAGCUGGUUGGGGGCAUCAUUGGGUUUCAUUUGAUUCAAUUAUAUCAGUGAACAUUGGCUCUACUAAUUGAAAUAAUAGGUUUCACUUAUCACGAGGUGAUCUCAGGUGUUCUAUGACUGUGAUCUUUAACCCUAACUAUAUGUAAAUACAGCUCGAGUACUCCUUUGGAUUCCUUGGUUUACAUUUGUGCAGGCAGAAGUACAGGCAGAAUUUAUAAUGACUGAGGUCCAUCCAAGCUUGUCAGAUAUUUGAAAAAUACUUUCAAUGUUUUUUCAAAUAUUUCUAUCUCUUAAAAAACAAAACCAGGCAUUACCUCAGUUUGGAAUAAUUUUUGAUUGUAACAGUGUUGGCAAUUCAAAAAUGAUAUACUUAAAACUUUUAAAAGUUUGCCUUCAGGGUAAAUUCCCUGUAUUACAUUUCUGUAAGUUGGUGCC
Messenger RNA from Sorex fumeus (smoky shrew), 2748 nucleotides. RefSeq names its product solute carrier family 6 member 15 (gene SLC6A15). The record is from RefSeq and is a predicted model, not a curated record. Gene Ontology annotation, biological process: L-leucine transport; sodium ion transmembrane transport. Lineage: Eukaryota; Metazoa; Chordata; Mammalia; Eulipotyphla; Soricidae. Gene Ontology annotation, cellular component: plasma membrane. The coding region runs from base 127 to 2316 and encodes 729 amino acids. The transcript is spliced from 11 exons. Gene Ontology annotation, molecular function: proline:sodium symporter activity.